ACCGUUCUUCACUUUAUCUUGACAAUGACCUUUGUUGAUCGUUUGUUUCAGAACACCGGGAAAGAAAGAUCGGCCGUCUUAACUACCUAUAUUCAAACGGCCGCUAUAUUCCUCUCUGAAUCAUUGCGACUCAAUCUCCCAACGUCGCUCACAGGCUGACGAGGUAUUUUCACCAGGAGGACGACAUAUGAGGUGACGUCCAUCGAGAGACCUGAGCAAAUUGAGAACAGGUAUCCGGGGGCAUCCAGCCCCCCCCAAAGUUCAAAGACCGGUACCCGGGGUAAGAAGAGGGUGUAGCGUGAGGUGGCUAUACCAUACCAUGGGGAGAGGUAACGGAUUCUUCAAGAAUCCUUAUCCCGGAUUCUUUAACAAAGAACAAGGAAGGUGGUACUGCAGUUGUAUAAAUGGGCCGCAACCAGCAAUCCGACUUCACGUCAAGAAGGAAGGUCCCAAUCAGGGCAGGUUUUUCUACACGUGUCGAGAGCCCCGGGACCUUGGGGCGAUCCCUGGCCAGUGCGGCUUCUUUCUUUGGGCGGAGAUGGCGGAACUACGUGAAAGGGAGGCCGCUUUGAGGCCAGUACAGCGGUCCGAGUACGUGCCGGACUUGAGAGAGGUGAUGCCUAGACUUCCUUGGUUUCCUCCUUAUGGUGAAGGUUGGGGUUUUGCCGACUGUCCUUAUUCCGACUACUAUGAAGAUCCAACUCCGGUUGACGACGACAUGGACAGUGUGAAGGUGAAGGAAGAAGACAUGGACGACGAAGAACGCGGGUUAUCGGCGGUGAAGUCCCCCGGGAGGAAGCGCCCGGCGGCAGCGGCGACUACGGUAGAGGAGGAGGAGUACGGCGAACUUGAGUCGGACGUGGAAAGGCAGCUGGUUCAAAUCGUAGACUCGAGUCCUCCCCGUCCGAGUCAACAACAACAACACAGAGGGAACAAUGUCCCAUUACCGGCGCCGGCCUCAUCCCAAGCCCGAAUGGGCAACACAACGGCGGCGAUGCAACAGCACCUCGGCACCCGCACCCCGAACCCGCAGCGGACAUACGAUGUCUCUGCAUCUAUGCUAACCCCAACUUCACGAGGGAACACCGCAACCGCGGCGUCCGAACCUGGCGCAGCCAAACGCGUCAAGUUCUCCGAUACCAGGGGGCCACCACCACCAUCAUCAACAACAAGGACGGCGGCGACAACUCCCAGCCAGACCUUAGGUCACAGUCCCAUAGGCGGUAGACUCACCACCACCACGAGCGUUGGGCUAGGCGACGACUACGAAAUCACCACCUCUAUCCUCAACCUCCUCUCAAACGAGAAACAAGUCUCCGACGCAACCCGUCAAGUCAUCCGCGACAAGCUCAACACGUACGCUUUACGCAUGCGCGGCGUCGAGCGCGGUCGCGACAUGACGAGGGCGGCGCUCAAGGCUAAGGAAGCCAAGGAGGCUGAGCUGAGGGCGAGGAUCGAAGAGUUGGAGAGGGAACGGAGAGCCACUGCUGAUAAGGUCAGGGCGUUGAGGAAUGGGUUGGGGGAGUUGUUUGCUGAUGUUGAUGGUUGUGUUGAUGGUGGUGAGGGUGGAGCGUAGAGGGGACAGAUGGGAAACUGGGGGUAGGCGGCAGGUCGCAAAUUCACGGAGGAUUUAUUGGUUGCUUGCCAUGGCGGAGAUUUUUACUGCCGCUGGUGUUGGGACUUAGUUGGGGUUUGAUAUCUCGGGGGAGACAUGAACUCCUACCCAUAGGUGUAGGUGUCCAUGAUUUUUUUUUGAUUUUUUUGAUUUUUUUAAAUUUUUUUUUUGUUUCUGGUUGGGAUACCAUCUACGGAUUGGUUUAGGUUUCCGCAUAUUCCAGUUGGGACAACUGACGGGUGCUGGGUUUGACAAAGAGCAUCACUGCUCACUGGUUUCAUUGGAGCAUAUGCAUUGGAAGUAAUGACGGGUUUGGGGUUCACGAUACUGCCAGCUACAUGGUGUUAACUGCACAAUGGAAGUUCGAGUUUUGGGACAACUUUGUCGUAGG
Molecule: messenger RNA, 2006 nt
Organism: Neurospora tetraspora
Lineage: Eukaryota; Fungi; Ascomycota; Sordariomycetes; Sordariales; Sordariaceae
Exons: 2
Coding region: 320-1576 (418 amino acids)
Molecular function (GO): zinc ion binding
Source: RefSeq, a predicted model, not a curated record